AUGACAUCAAAAUCUUCUAAAAAAAAAAAAUCCAGUGUAUCUACUGCAAUGGUACAUCCUAUACAAAAUCAAAAUAUAACAACCACGACAAAUGAACAACCAUGUGAUAAAUCGUCAAAUUUAUAUGAACCAUUAAAUGACAAAGAUGCUGAACAGUUAUGCUCAAGUACCAUGAAACCAAAUGAAAUUACACUAGAUAAAGAUUGUGAUAAUGGAGCUUCAACUAGUAAAAGUGGAAAUAUUAAUGGUGAAAAUGACAAAAUAAUUGGUGAUGAUAAAUCUCAUUUACCAGAGAUUGGAAAAACUAUUAAACCACAACUGGUUCCGGAAUCAACAAUUUUUACAUCAAUAUCAGAAGUAGUAACGGAUGUCAUUCCACAAAAUUUACCUAAUCCACAACACUUAGCAGAACAAGUUUUAUGGGUAAAAAUACAAAAUUAUUCUUUUGAUUAUAAGGGAGCAAAAACUUCUCAUAUUAUAAUAUUUGGCCUUGCUAGAGGAUACCAGAUAUGGUUAGUUAUGGAUAAUGGUAAUAUUGAAGAGGUUGUCUCUGAAAGACAAGGCCCUCUUAAGACAGGACAUUUAUUACCAUUUUAUCCUGAACCUCUACAUAAUGAAACAACUGUAAUUGAUAAAUUUAUCUCGAAAAGGCCUAUAAUGGCAUUAAUAGAGGCAUUCUCUCCAACACCAGAGUCUCAAUUCUGUCAAUUAUCAUUUCUUUCUUUUGUUACAGCAACAGUAGUAACAAAAAUUGACUUUCAUGAACCUAUUGCUGAUAUUCAAUCAUCAAAUCAAUGUCUUUUAGUUUUAUUUGCUAAUAAAAUUAUUAUUCUUGAUCAAUUAACAUAUACAAUUCACCAUGAAAUUAAUAAUAUUUCAUUAGGAUCUAUAUCAACAAGUAACUCUAAUGAUCUAGGUAGUUCAUUACCAGCUGUUGCUUUAUCAGGAUCUUUCAUGGCAUAUGUAGAUAAAGUUUUUAAUAAAAAUCUACAAUCAUGUGGUGGUGCUGUUAUUGAGGAAGAUAGUACAAGUUAUACAAGUCAAGUAUUUAAUGUUGCCAAAACUAUUACCAAGUCAGUUGGCCUUUUUUCAUCAACACCUAAAAGUCAGGUUUCAUCUAUUAAUAAUAGAAAUACAAUAUCAACAUCAACAAAUGAUUGUGGUAUUGUAACUGUUAUUGAUAUUCAAAAAAUGUCAUUAACAAAAGGAAAAGUUAUGCAAGAUCCUAAUGAAUAUACAAUAGCACAUUUUAUUGCCCAUGAUUCACCUAUUGGAUUUUUGGCUUUUGCUCCACAAUCAAAUAUUUUACUUACAGCUCCACAAACAACUACAUUAUUACAUUUAUUUAAUAUUAAUGUUCAUUCAGGAUGUAGUUCAUUGACAACAAUUAAUCAUCUUUAUACACUUCAUCGUGGAACAUCAUCUGCCCGUGUCAUUGAUGCUUCCUUUUCAGAUGAUUGUAGAUGGUUAUUAGUAACAACAAAUCAUGGAACAUCUCAUCUUUUUGCCAUUAAUCCAUAUGGUGGACCAGUAACAACAAGAACUCAUGGUGGUAAAUUUGUAAAUAAAGAUGGUAAAUUUGAACGAUCAGCUGGUAUUGGAACAGAAAAAGUUAGUAGUAAAGGAAGAAAUGAAAAAACAAAUAUAAAUUCUUUUUUCAAAGAACAUCCAUCAGUAUUAUUUUAUCAAUCCCUAUCAAAAUCUGUUGUUAAUCCACGUGUUCAAUAUGCUACUAAACCAUUAAAUUUAUCAGCAGUUUGUAAAAUUAAACCAAGAUUAUUUUCAACGGAAAAUUUUAGUGCCUGGGCUUCAGAUAAUACUUUUAUUGAUUUAACAUCAAUGAGUAAAUCUUCUAAAAAUGUUAAUGAAGGGUAUACAAGAAAAUUUGAAAGUGGUAGAAAAAUAGCAACUAAAUUUGUCUCCUCUUUUUCACAUGAUUCUUUUGAUGGUUUCAGUGAUAAAAAUCCUGUUCAAUCUUUAAAACAAUCUAUAUUAAUUGUUAAUAAUCAGGGUAUAUUAACUGAGUAUACAAUUAAUUUAAAGAAAGAACGUCAUAAUAGUAAUACUUCUAUUACUUCAACAACUUUCGCUGAUAUUUUUUCAUCAUCUCCAAGUAGUGGAAGUCUUGGUAGUCAUAAUAAUAAUAUAACAACUCAGGGAGGAAAUUCUUCUCCAACACAAUCUACUUCCACAUCAAUUGAUCCAAAGAUGAAUGUUAUAACUAUUCCUAAAUAUCAAUGGGUUUUACAACGAACUAAAUCUUGUGUUGAUAUAAGAUUACCAAUAAAAGAAAAUAAUCCUAUUUUAGCAAUGGUAAAUGAUGCAAAGACAUCUGAAUCAUUUACUCCAAGAUCUAUUUCUCCAACAAUUGUCCAAAAUAAUUGGGUUAAAAAUAUUGAGGCAUCAACUUAUAGUGGACCUCAUAGAAGAAUAUGGAUGGGACCACAAAUAACAUUUGCUCAAUAUGUUAAUAGUGAGCAUCUUUCAGCAGAUUUGAUAACUCCAUCAUAUGAUUCAAAUAAUUUUCAUGGAACUGGAAGUAGUAGAUAUAUACCAAUAGUUUAUGAUUCAAAUAAAUCAUCUUUGACAUUACAAAAUUCAGCUUUUCAUGAUAAUAAUUAUGUAAAUCCUUAUGAAUCUUCACAAAUAAUAUGUUCAAGUAGUUGGGGCCAAAAUAAAGAAAUUAAUUUGUUUGAUAAUAAAGAUGAAACAAGUAAUAAUAUAAAGAAAGGAAUUGAGGAAGCUAUGAAAGAGAUGUCUAGUAUUUCAAUGGAUGAUUUUGAUAGAACAGAUUCUAUUAGACUUCCUAGUAGUAUUUCAACUUCUAGUUCAGGGGGACGUAGUUAUUCAGAUAGUAAUCAGGACUUAAUGCAACUUAGUGGUAUGGAUCUUUGA
Messenger RNA from Strongyloides ratti, 2895 nucleotides. RefSeq names its product Breast carcinoma-amplified sequence 3. The record is from RefSeq and is a predicted model, not a curated record. Gene Ontology annotation, biological process: response to starvation; autophagy. NCBI's taxonomy places the organism in Eukaryota, Metazoa, Nematoda, Chromadorea, Rhabditida, Strongyloididae. The transcript has 2 exons. Bases 1 to 2895 code for a protein of 964 amino acids. Gene Ontology annotation, cellular component: cytoplasm.